AUGAGGUUCCUCCUGCCUGUGGGUUUGAUUGCCACCACCCUUGCAAUUGCUCCUGUCCGCUUUGAUGGGGACAAGGUACUCCGUGUGAAGCUCCAGGAUGAAAAACAAGCAAACAUCAUCAAGGACUUAGCCAAAACCAGCCAGCUUGACUUCUGGUACCCAGACGCCACCUACCAUGUAGCUGCUAACAUGACGGUGGAUUUCCAAAUCAGUGCAAAGGAAUCCCAAUUUGUUCAGUCUGCGUUGGAUCAAAAUCAAAUGCACUAUGAAAUCUUGAUUCACGAUGUACAAGAAGAGGUUGAAAAACAGUUUGAUGUUAAAGAAGAUAACCCAGGCAGGCACAGCUAUGCAAAAUAUAAUAACUGGAGCAAGAUUGUUGCUUGGACUGAAAAAAUGGUGCAUAAGCAUCCGCAAAUGGUCUCUCGAAUCAAAAUUGGAACCACUGUUGAAGAUAACCCACUGUACAUUCUCAAGAUUGGGGGAAAGAAUAAAAGAAGAAAGGCUAUUUUUAUGGACUGUGGCAUUCAUGCACGAGAAUGGAUCUCCCCAGCCUUCUGCCAGUGGUUUGUCUAUCAGGCAACCAAAACUUAUGGUAAAAACAAGAUUAUGACCAAACUCCUGAACCGGAUGAAUUUUUAUGUUCUUCCUGUAUUCAAUGUUGAUGGAUAUAUUUGGUCAUGGACACAGAACCGCAUGUGGAGAAAAAAUCGUUCCAGGAACCAAAAUUCCAAAUGCAUUGGAACUGACCUCAACAGGAACUUUAAUGUCUCAUGGAACUCUUUCCCUAACACCAAUGAUCCAUGUCAGGAGAUCUAUCGGGGUCCUGCACCAGAGUCCGAGAAAGAGACCAAAGCUGUCAGUGACUUCAUUCAAAGCCACCUAAAAUCAAUCAAGGCCUACAUUACCUUCCAUUCCUACUCCCAGAUGUUGUUGUUUCCCUACGGGUAUACAUCAGAACUGCCACCGAACCACAAGAACCUGGCCAAAGCUGCAAAGAUCACCACGAAUGUUCUAUCAACUCCAUAUGAAACCCACUACACCUAUGGCCCAAUAGCAUCAACAAUUUACCCAACAUCAGGUUCUUCUUUAGACUGGGCUUACAACCUGGGCAUCAAACACACAUUUGCCUUUGAGCUCCGAGAUAAAGAAAGAUUUGGUUUUCUCCUUCCAGAAUCUCAGAUAAAGUCAACAUGCAAAGAGACCAUGCCUGCUGUCAAAUUUAUUGUCAAGUAUAUCCUCAAGCAUACUUCAUAA
Molecule: messenger RNA, 1254 nt
Organism: Budorcas taxicolor (takin)
Lineage: Eukaryota; Metazoa; Chordata; Mammalia; Artiodactyla; Bovidae
Gene: CPA3
Product: carboxypeptidase A3
Exons: 11
Coding region: 1-1254 (417 amino acids)
Biological process (GO): proteolysis
Molecular function (GO): metallocarboxypeptidase activity; zinc ion binding
Source: RefSeq, a predicted model, not a curated record